AGAACCGCACAUAUGAGAAGUCAGUUCCGCGCCGAGUGUCAUCGUGGAAGGAUCGUGAGUGUGAUUGCUUGCUCACUGGCUCGCUCGUUGCGAGAACACGUAAUUAAUCCAUCGCAAGAUUUCACUUGUGAUUCGCGAGUCUUCCUCUACAUCUUUUCUUGGAACUGCGUUACCGUCCAUUUUGCGUUCGUAAAAUAUGGAUCUACCGACUGCGGACGCUUCGCAACCAAAGGCUGUAAGAAUGGCAGAAUCACCAGUGUUAGGAGGCGAGGAGGGAACGGAAAUUAGCGAUGAGUCUUUCUUCACCUAUCUCGAUAUAUUAUUGUUCGUCGGGCUCUUUAUGGCGGCGAUAUGGUACCUGAGAAGGAGCAGACGAGAAGAACCCAUACCAACGACGAAAUCCUACUCCAUCCAGCCAACGUCGUUCACUGCACCGCCACCGUCAGAGAAUUCGUUCGUUAAAAAACUGAAAACUUCCGGACGAAGCUUGGUGGUGUUUUACGGCAGUCAAACGGGCACCGCGGAGGAAUUUGCCGGCCGCCUCGCCAAAGAAGGUAUUAGAUACAAGAUGAAGGGUAUGGUGGCCGACCCCGAAGAGUGCGACAUGGAGGAACUGGUGCACCUGAAAUCUAUUCCGAACAGCUUGGCAGUGUUCUGUCUGGCCACGUACGGAGAAGGUGACCCGACCGAUAACGCAAUGGAAUUCGUCGAAUGGCUGAAGACUGGCGAGGGUGAUCUCACGGGAUUAAAUUAUGCGGUGUUUGGACUUGGUAACAAGACCUACGAGCACUACAACGAAGUUGGAAUAUACGUGGAUCACAGAAUGGAGCAGCUGGGUGCUACACGUGUCUUCGAGCUAGGUCUCGGGGACGACGAUGCCAACAUAGAGGAUGACUUCAUCACGUGGAAGGACAAGUUUUGGCCGACUGUCUGUGAAUUCUUUGGCAUCGAGGGAGCGGGUGAGGACAUCAGUAUUCGACAGUACAAGCUCACGGAGCACGUGGACCUACCGGCCGAUCGCAUUUACACUGGAGAGAUCGCUCGUCUUCAUGCCUUCAAAAAUCAACGAACGCCGUACGACGCGAAGAAUCCCUUCUUGGCGCCACUCAUGGUGAACCGCGAGUUACACGGCCCGACGUCCGACAGAUCAUGCAUGCAUAUCGAGUUCAACAUCGAAGACUCCAAGAUGCGCUACGAAACGGGCGAUCAUUUGGCCGUCUACCCCGUGAACAAUGAAGAGCUGGUGAACAAAAUUGGCGAACAAUGCGGCGCGAAUUUGGAUACCGUUUUCACGCUCACAAAUACGGAUGAGGAGUCCACGAAGAAGCAUCCAUUCCCCUGCCCCUGUAGCUACAGGACAGCCCUGACGCAUUACCUGGACAUCACGAGCAAUCCGCGCACACACAUUCUCAAGGAGUUAUCCGAGUACGCGACCGACCCCGAGGACAAGGAGAAAUUGAAGCUGAUGGCGUCGAACACCGUAGAGGGCAAGGCGCUUUACCAGCAAUGGAUAGUUCAACAGAACCGCACCAUCGUGCACAUUCUGGAAGAUAUCGCGAGCUUAAAGCCGCCGUUGGAUCAUCUCUGUGAACUUUUACCGCGAUUACAGUGUCGGUACUAUUCGAUAUCUUCAUCUCCCAAGCUUCAUCCCAACUCGAUUCACGUCACGGCGGUUCUGGUGGAGUACAAAACACCGACCGGCAGGAUAAACAAGGGCGUGACGACCAGUUGGCUGAAGCAGAAACACCCCUCCGAUCCGCCCUGCCUCGUGCCGAUCUUCGUGAGGAAGUCCCAGUUCCGUUUGCCGAUCCACCCACGCACACCCAUCAUCAUGGUCGGUCCGGGAACUGGUCUGGCGCCGUUCAGAGGCUUCAUACAGGAACGGGAUCACGCGAGAAAGGAAGGUAAAGAGGUGGGCGACACGGUACUCUAUUUCGGAUGCAGAAGAAGCAACGAGGACUACCUUUAUCGUGGCGAGCUGGAGGAAGUGGAGUUGCACACGGCGUUUAGCCGGGAGCAGUCGCACAAGGUCUACGUCACUCACCUGCUCGAACAAAAUAAGGAGGAACUGUGGCGCGUUAUCGGCGAACAGAACGGACACAUCUACGUCUGCGGAGAUGCGAGAAACAUGGCUCGUGACGUGCACAAUAUACUGCUGAAGGUGGUAAUGGAGCGAGGGAACAUGACGGAACUCGCUGCCGCGGAGUACAUAAAGAAGAUGGAGUCACAAAAGCGGUAUUCCACCGACGUUUGGAGCUGAUCAGAUUACUUGUAUCAUAGCAAAGAAAUGCAGAGAAGCAUUUUUCAUACGCAAAGGCCAGCAUCCAGUUCGUCGAAACUCAUCGCCAAGGUGUUGAUAACGACAUGAUUCAUCAGAUUGCCUAUCACGUAAUUUCAUCUGAUAAUUUUCACCCCGUCAUUGUACGUUGCCAAGUGGAACAAUUCUAGUUAAAAAUGCACGAUCAUUAUCAGAGCCGGCGAGUAUUAAAAGUCUUGCAUAAAGUUAAGACUAUUUUAGCUUGAAGAAAAUUCAGUUUCUGGUCUUGCCGUUAAGAUAUUGCACUAAUAUAUUUAAAUAGACCAUACAUUUUAUACUUGAACAACAAGGCGAGGUAGAUUAGCUCGUCGAAUAAUGUAAAUAAUUGUACACACUCAGAUAUUGUAAAUAAUCGCUUAGCAGUUUUCGAAACGCGUUGCUCGAAGUAACGCGCGGAUAAAUAAAUAAUGGGCCGGCUCUGAUAAUCAACUAAAUAAAUACUGUUUGUAAAUUUUACAAAUAAUUUUAUUGAAAUUCUAUUUUUCUCCCAUCUUCGUCCGAAAUCGUCCGAUCAUUAUCAUCAUCUAGUUGAUCUAGUUGAAUGUUAAGUCUUGUAACGAAUAGAGUAAGCGAUAUAUUAUGUAGGCGUUAUAUAAUAUAUAUAUACAUAUAUAUAUAUUAUAUAACGAAUGUAAUUAUGUUUGAUGUAUUGUUGAUGUAUAAUGUAUUGUUAUUGCGCAUCAAAAAGACAUUGCAAGCAAUGUUGAGUUUUACGCACAAGGCAAAUAUCGUUGAAGCCUCAGGUGCCUUGCUCAAUGAUGGUUAAAUACAUUCUAAAUACUAUUGGUCCAUACUCUAAUUGGUGAUAUUAGUCAGUAUACAUAUAAUUAAUAUGCAUAACUGUAUUCUUCCCAAGAUGAAAAAUACCAAGCAAAGGAAGCAAACUUGUACGACGUUUAUCCUAGUUUAGAGAUAUUUUAACUGAAAAUAAAUACAAAAAUAAUAAUACCUUGCAAUAAGUUUGUACGUGGACCUACAUAUACAUAUAUAAUACAUAUAUAUAGCGAAUCUUGAAGCUAAGAAAAUUUGUACUGUUAAAUAAUAUCAAUUCAAGUUCGAUUCAUCAUUCACUCCAUUAUUGUAGUCAUUUACAUGCACUAUACAGAUCCAAGCACUAAUUGCAUUACAUUAGCAUUAAUGUUGCUAAACUAAGUUCUCUUUCUACUCAGAAUCAGAAUUAGCGUUAAGUUUGUUAAAAAAUGUUGAAACAAGAUGUUAUAUAAAUAAUACAUUAUAAAUAAAUAUCUCAAGGAAAUUGUGGCUUAUUCGUGUAGCGUUUGAGAAAUCCCGAGAAUCAAGAAAUGUAAAGAAUUAUAUGUCAAUGGUAAUUGUGUAAUAAAUCAUAAUAAGUAAC
This is a messenger RNA of Ooceraea biroi (clonal raider ant), 3671 nucleotides long. It is a transcript of the gene Cpr, whose product is annotated as Cytochrome P450 reductase. Gene Ontology annotation, biological process: response to hormone. Gene Ontology annotation, molecular function: FMN binding; flavin adenine dinucleotide binding; NADPH-hemoprotein reductase activity. Gene Ontology annotation, cellular component: cytosol. The record is from RefSeq and is a predicted model, not a curated record. NCBI's taxonomy places the organism in Eukaryota, Metazoa, Arthropoda, Insecta, Hymenoptera, Formicidae.